AUGAAGCCUAGUGGAGCUGAUUCGUUCGUUCGACUUUGCGUGGACCAGGAAAUGUCUAAGUUUAAAGUAAUUUUCUACACAAGGGGCAAGUUUGUAAAAGACCCUGAACUGAAAUAUGAUGGUGGGGAAAUGUAUGCUUUUAGUGGUCAAGAUGUUCACUAUUGGUCUUUCUUUGAGGCCUGUGAUUUAGUGAAGAGUAUUGACCCUGAGUUUGAUUUUAAGAUGGUUAAGAUGUGGUGGAAACAUGAAGAAGGAUCGUUUGAAGCUGAUUUAAAACCAUUCAGAGAUGAUGGAGAUUCUGCUGAGUUGGCUGCUUAUGCUAUUGGUCAUGAAACUGAAGUUGAGAUAUAUUGUGAGCCAAAACCAGAUGAAGGAGAGCUGACUUUUAUGGACUCUGUUAGGCAAAAAGGGACAGGUAAGUCUUGUGCAUCAGAGAAAGAACCAUUAGCUGAAUGCAGUGGAGAUUCAAGUGAUGAGUCUAUCAAGGAUGUACACUUUGAUGACAGUGAGGAAGAAAGGAUGAAUGGGUUUGAAGAUGACUUUGAGGAAGUAGUUGGUGUAGGUAAAUCUAGUGAAAUUAGGAGUCCACCUGUUACAAACAAUGUUGUCCCUAAUGAACCAGACAAUAACAUAUUUAUUACAGAUGAGAUGGGCAAGGCACAUGUAAUUGAGGAGGAAUACAUGACAGAUGAAUUGGAUAGUGGAGCUGAUGAUGAAAGUGGUGAUGAUAGACCAUGUGUUAUAAGGUUCAAUGCAGAAGAAUCUUUCACUAAAGAUUUUGUUUUUAAAGUUGGAAUGGAGUUUCGUUCACUUAUGCAGUUUAAAGAUGCUAUACUAGAGCACAAUGUUCUUAAUGGGAGGGAAGUUAAGUUUGAAAAGAAUGAUGCCAAUAGAUAUAGGGUUGUAUGUAAGGAUAAGGAGAAGUGUGACUACACUGUGCUAUGUAGUAGAGUCCUAACAUCCACUACUUUUAGGAUUAAAACCUUGUAUUCUAAGCACAAGUGUGGAAGACAAUUCUUUAAUAGAUGUGCUAAAGCUGAUUGGGUGGCUAAGGUAAUUGUGGAUGGGUUGAAGAACAACACAAAGAUGAAGUUGAAUGAUGUGGUAGCAGAUGUUAGGCUUAGAUAUGCAACAGAAAUCCCAGGUUGUAGGGCAUUCAAGGCAAGGCAGAUUGCUAGACAGAUUAUGGAAGGUGACUCUAGUAAGCAAUUCAACCUCCUUUGGUCUUAUGGUGCUGAGUUAAGAAGGGCGUCCCCGGGGAAUACAUUCAAACUCAACACAACAUGUUCUGGUGAAGGGUUAAAUCCAAGAUUUGAGAGACCUUUCAUUGGAUUGGAUGGAUGUCACUUGAAGCACAAGUAUGGUGGAAUUCUGCUCAUUGCUGUAGGAAGAGAUCCAAAUGAUCAGUACUUGCCAAUUGCAUUUGGAGUUGUAGAAAAUGACUCAAUGAUGUUAUGUUGUUUGAAAAUUGGGAGACAUAUUUAUGCUGUUUAG
Molecule: messenger RNA, 1494 nt
Organism: Vicia villosa (hairy vetch)
Lineage: Eukaryota; Viridiplantae; Streptophyta; Magnoliopsida; Fabales; Fabaceae
Exons: 3
Coding region: 1-1494 (497 amino acids)
Source: RefSeq, a predicted model, not a curated record